AACUAAAGCCCAAGCCGAAUCACCAAACGAAGGCCGUGUGCCUGCGUGUGCAGGCCUCGCUCUGCGCAUCCCCUUCUGGCCAGGAGCUCGCCCACGCAGCCGCUGAGCCGCUCCUCCUCUCUCCGCAUUCCUCACCCAUCCACCUCUCCCCCCUCCCCGCCCCGAUCUCCCCCAAUCCGACCAGACCAACAGCCUCGACUCGGAGCGGAGCAGGCUAGGCGGAGGCGGAGAUGGCGCUGCGACGGGCGCUCCUCAGAUCGGCCGAGAUCUCCCCCGACCGCAAGGCUGCAAUUGAGUACUUGCAUUCUCUAUCAAGGUCACAACCUGCUUGUUCUCUCAAUGGUGUUGGACUUUAUCCUGCUAGCAGAUCAUUCAGCACCCAGGCUGCUACUACAUCAAGCACCCCACAGCCUCCACCGCCGCCUCCCCCUCCAGAGAAGACUCACUUUGGUGGCCUCAAAGAUGAGGACCGCAUUUUUACCAACCUCUAUGGUCUGCAUGACCCUUUUCUGAAAGGUGCGAUGAAGAGGGGUGACUGGCAUAGGACCAAGGAUUUGGUGCUUAAAGGAGCAGACUGGAUAGUGAAUGAAGUGAAGAAAUCAGGUCUCCGAGGGCGUGGAGGUGCAGGUUUCCCUUCCGGUCUGAAAUGGUCCUUUAUGCCCAAGGUCUCAGAUGGUCGCCCUUCUUAUCUUGUUGUUAAUGCUGAUGAGAGUGAACCUGGAACUUGCAAGGACAGAGAAAUCAUGCGUCAUGACCCCCACAAGCUUCUGGAAGGAUGCCUUAUUGCUGGAGUUGGAAUGAGAGCCUCAGCUGCUUACAUCUACAUUAGAGGUGAAUAUGUGAAUGAGCGUCACAACCUUGAGAAAGCUCGGCAGGAAGCAUACGCUGCCGGACUUCUUGGUAAGAAUGCUUGUGGAUCUGGUUAUGAUUUUGAUGUGCACAUACAUUUUGGUGCUGGUGCCUACAUCUGUGGUGAAGAGACUGCCCUUUUAGAGAGCCUUGAAGGGAAGCAGGGCAAGCCUAGGUUGAAGCCGCCUUUCCCAGCCAAUGCUGGGCUUUAUGGCUGCCCCACAACUGUGACAAAUGUUGAAACCGUGGCUGUAUCCCCAACAAUUCUUAGGCGUGGUCCAGAAUGGUUUGCAAGCUUUGGGCGCAAGAACAACUCAGGAACAAAACUCUACUGUAUCUCUGGGCAUGUGAACAAACCAUGCACUGUGGAGGAGGAAAUGAGCAUCCCUCUGAAGGAAUUGAUCGAGAGGCACUGCGGAGGUGUGAGAGGAGGAUGGGACAACCUGCUUGCAGUUAUUCCUGGUGGUUCAUCUGUUCCCCUGUUACCAAAGCACAUAUGUGAUGAUGUGAUGAUGGACUAUGAUGCACUGAAGGCUGUGCAGUCUGGAUUGGGUACUGCAGCAGUUAUAGUGAUGGACAAAUCCACAGAUGUAGUUGAUGCGAUUGCUAGGCUGUCAUACUUCUACAAACACGAGAGCUGCGGGCAGUGCACACCUUGCCGGGAGGGCACACCCUGGCUAUGGAUGAUCAUGGAGAGACUCAAGGUUGGUAACGCAAAGCUAGAGGAAAUCGAUAUGCUUCAGGAGGUCACAAAGCAAAUUGAAGGGCACACUAUCUGUGCCCUUGGCGAUGCUGCAGCAUGGCCUGUGCAGGGUCUUAUCAGGCACUUCAGGCCAGAGCUCGAAAGGAGGAUCCGUGAACGAGCUGAAAGGGAGCUGCUGGCUGCUUCUGCAUAAUACGGCACACAUGUCGCUCCUAUACUAGUUUUCUGUUUUCAUUCACUGAAAUAAUGCAAACCGAUGGAGCUCAUUUCUAUACUAGUUGCCUGUGCAGGGUCUUAUAAGGGAAUGCAGCUUUCCUGAUUUCUUCAAACCUUUUUGUUAAUGUUUAUUUGGUGCGCUCAAGCAACUGGUGAACUUUGACGGACUGGUUGAACUUCUUAAAGUAGAAACAAAAUUCAUCAUUGUACCAUGUAUGUUACAUGAGCAGGCAAAAUAUUAUUAUGGAUGUGUAUGUCUA
Messenger RNA from Phragmites australis (common reed), 2028 nucleotides. Its product is annotated as NADH dehydrogenase [ubiquinone] flavoprotein 1, mitochondrial-like. Bases 231 to 1745 code for a protein of 504 amino acids. The transcript is spliced from 2 exons. Gene Ontology annotation, molecular function: NADH dehydrogenase (ubiquinone) activity; 4 iron, 4 sulfur cluster binding; NAD binding. The record is from RefSeq and is a predicted model, not a curated record. Lineage: Eukaryota; Viridiplantae; Streptophyta; Magnoliopsida; Poales; Poaceae. Gene Ontology annotation, biological process: mitochondrial electron transport, NADH to ubiquinone.